UAGCAGAAGUUACUGAACCUCUCGACGGUUCUCUUGAAUAAGAAUUAAUUCUGGAAUGAAUAAAUAGAGCUUGAGAUUUAUGUAGUCCGAGGCAAGCUGGCAACUGCCAGGAGAUGGAGCCCAGGGAGCCUCGAUGGUGAUGCCAGUGGCCACUGGGUCAAGAGGGGCAGCUGGGUGAGAGGAAGAGAAAAGGGAAGUGAUGACAGCAUGAUCGGCCCAGUGACUCCGGCAGGGUGGCUGCAGGAACAUGCUGAGCCCAAGGAUCAGGCGAGCCAGGAGGGCUCACUCCAAAAGCCUGGUGAUGGGGGAGCAGAGCAAGAGCCCUGGGCAGCCACCCUGCUCCCAUAGGCUGGGCCCAGUGCUGAAGGCAGGCUGGCUGAAGAAGCAGAGGGGCAUCAUGAAGAACUGGCAGCAGCGCUGGUUUGUGCUGCAUGGGGAUCAGCUUUUCUAUUACAAGGACAAAGAUGAGACCAAGCCCCAGGGAUUUAUUUCUUUGCAAGGGAUGCAGGUGACCCAACUUCUUCCUGGCCCUGAAGAUGUGGGGAAGCACCUCUUUGAGAUCAGCCCAGAAAUGAAUAAAUAAAAUCUUAAAACAAAAAAAAAAGAAGAGAAGAAGAAAAGAUUCAAUAACCUCCACUGGACUCAUCAUUCUGGCUGGGGAAGGUCAUGGGCACAUGUCUGCCAAAAGCAAUGGCCAGAGUGGGAAAAACUUGA
Molecule: messenger RNA, 714 nt
Organism: Artibeus jamaicensis (Jamaican fruit-eating bat)
Lineage: Eukaryota; Metazoa; Chordata; Mammalia; Chiroptera; Phyllostomidae
Product: rho GTPase-activating protein 22-like
Exons: 4
Coding region: 248-583 (111 amino acids)
Source: RefSeq, a predicted model, not a curated record